AUGGACAUUUUACGAUGUAAAUUAGAAACCAGUGUUAUGCCUGAUGCUCUGGUCAUGAGAACCAUUUCCGACGUUAUUGAUUCACCACCAAAAUUCAAUGCUGAUUAUAAGAACAAGUUUAUGCCGACUGAUGCUAUUGGAUUGGAAGUGUUAUUGCUUGCAUCCUCACUUUUAACAAAUCAAACGUAUAUAUUUGAUACUUCGGGUAGUCGUUCAGCUGAUGAGCUCCUGCAAGGUUGGCAAGAUAUGUGUGUAGCAUCAGAUGGAUACAAUUGUUCAAAACGUAUUGCACAUUUAAGAAAGAUUGAUCCAGAUAUUUUAACUAAUCCAAAUGCUGGCGGUUCUCAACAUCGUGAUCGUAGUCAAUCGGCAAAAAGAUGA
Messenger RNA from Rotaria sordida, 381 nucleotides. NCBI's taxonomy places the organism in Eukaryota, Metazoa, Rotifera, Eurotatoria, Philodinida, Philodinidae. The record is from the annotation of a GenBank genome assembly.